CCUCCGCCUCGCCUGGGCCAGCUCCUUAGUCCGGGCCAGGCAUAAACAAGCCGGAGCUCCGCGCUCACCUGCGGCCGUCAGCACCCAGCAGCGCCGCCCCGAGCCAGAUGACGGCGAUCUGUUCAGUGUCCUUCUUCAGAUAGGAUCCAUGCCUUGGUUGAAGGAGAUGAAUGAGCUGGCCGGCCACUCCUGAAGAAGCCAGUGAACGUAGACCGUCACCCAGCAUCUAUGUUUCCAGCUUUGCACCUAAAAUCAAAGACUGUCCCAGCCUUGCGAAGCAAUCCGACAUAAGAAGGGACGAUGUAUACCUUCCUGCCGGAGAACUUCACUCCGGUGAAGCAGAAGCCCGCCAAGGAGUUGAAGCCCAUGAUUGGCGCCAUCGUGUUGGGCCUCGUUUUGUUCAUUGCCGCCGUGGUGGCAUGGUGCUACUACGUAGCGUCCCUCCGGAAAGCAGAGAGGCUCAAGACUGCGGAGAUGGAUUUGCGGCAGGAUGGCUUCACCAUCAAGAACCAGAACGGCGAGCUGGUUUUCAAGGUGGCCUUCCAGUCAGGGCGCCUGGACCUGGAGUCCUGCUCCAGGGAAGGGGCCAAUUUAACCUGCACACGGACCGACAAAGGGAAAGUCAACUUCUUCAUCAAGAUUGUCAACCCCAAGAACACCGUGAUCUGCUACCGUGUGCGCUGGGAAGAGUUUGUGGCGGACACGGUGGUGGAUCAUAAAAUGUUCUGGGGAGAUGCCCUCUGGUACGGGGGCUGUGAGAUGAGCGUCCAGCAUUGGCCGAUCAAACUGCCCGGGUACCAAGAGCCUAUGCCUUUUGUGACCAGCGAUGUCUACUCUUUUAGGAACAGUUUUGGAGGCAUCUUAGAGAGGUACUGGUUGUCUUCCAAAGCUGCGGCCAUCAAGAUCAAUGAUUCGGUGCCCUUCCACCUUGGGUUCAAUGCCACGGAACCCUCUCUCGUCUUCCAAGCCAGGUAUAAAGAUUCACCGUACAAACCUCCGUUGGGUCAGCAGCCUUUUCCUGAGCUGAGUUAUCGGGUCUGCAUAGGUUCCGACGUCACCUCCAUCCACAAAUACAUGGUGCGGAAGUACUUCUACAAGCCGUCCAAGAUACCUUCAAGAAACGCUUUCAGGUACCCCAUCUGGUCCACCUGGGCCUUGUACAAAAACGACAUUGACCAGGAGAAACUCCUGCGUUUUGCCGAAAACAUCAAGAAGUACAAGUUCAACUGCAGCCAUAUCGAGAUUGAUGACACCUACACCCAGGCGUACGGCGACUUCGACUUUGACGUAGCCAAGUUCCCCAACAUGACCCAAGCCUUCAGGAAACUCCAAGAGGACGGCUUUCAAAUCACCCUCUGGACUCACCCAUUCAUCAAUUACAAUUCCUCGAAUUUUGGGGUGGGGAUAGAGAAACAAUUGUUCAUCAAGGAACCCACCGGACGGCUACCUGCCAUGGUGGAGUGGUGGAAUGGCAUCGGCGCCAUCUUGGAUUUCACCAACCCUGCCGCCCGAGAUUGGUUCCAGAGUCAACUGAGACAACUCCGCAAUAAAUACGGCAUCUCGUCCUUCAAAUUUGAUGCCGGAGAGACCAGCUACCUUCCCAAACAAUUUAGCACCUUCCGGCCUUUGUCAGAUCCCAGCAUCUGGUCCAGGCGCUACACAGAAAUGGCCAUUCCGUUUUAUGAACUGGCGGAGGUCAGGGUGGGCUAUCAAUCGCAGAAUAUCUCGUGUUUUUUCAGGAUCAUUGACCGGGAUUCCGUGUGGGGCUAUGAACUUGGCCUGAAGUCUUUGAUCCCCACUGUCCUGACCAUCAGCAUGUUGGGGUACCCAUUCAUAUCGGCCGACAUGAUUGGCGGUAAUUUCUUCCCCAACAAAACCGACGGCGCUAUGGAAAUCCCGGACCGGGAACUCUACAUCCGUUGGCUGGAGUUAUCCGCCUUCAUGCCCUCCAUGCAGUUCUCCAUCCCGCCGUGGCUCUACGAUAAGGAGGUCAUCGAAAUCGCCCUGAAGUUCACCAAGCUUCAUGAGUCCUUGGUGGCUCCUCUCUUGCUGGAACUGGCCGGGGAGAUCACGACCACAGGGGAUCCCAUCAUACGGCCUAUCUGGUGGAUCUCUCCCGGGGAUGAAUCUGCCCACAAGAUCGAUUCCCAGUUUCUCAUCGGAGACACCUUGAUGGUGGCUCCGGUCUUGGAGAUGGGGAAACAGGAACGAGACAUCUACAUCCCGGCGGGCAAAUGGCGGAGUUACAAAGGAGAGUUGUUUGAGAAGACUCCCACGUUGAUCACGGACUACCCCGUGGAUCUGGAUGAGGUGGCUUACUUUGUCUGGGUCUCUUAAGCUGCCUCGGUGGACGUGUCUGAAGAUCACAAGAGUCACCUUGCCUUAUUCUGAUCAUCCUAACCUGAAAUAAUUCUAAUCGGUUCAGAGGGUUGAAAAAAGGAAAGACAGGACACGGUUGCCCGCUAAUUCUUCAAAUCAAGACUGAACGAUGGGCAUGCGAUGAAACAGGCUGCUAAAAGAUGAAUAUAGGUAGUCCUCUACUUACAACCACAACCGAGCCCCAAAAUUUAUGUCGCUAAAUGAGACAAUUUAGUGGUAAUUGAAUUUUGCCACAAUUUACGACAAAAUUUCUUGGCCAGGUUAUUAAGCAAAUCACUGCCAUGAGUUAGUGGUGGUUGUUAAAUUAAUCCAGUUUCGCUGUUCCUUGUCAGAAGGUCGUAAAAGGGGAAUCACAUGACCCCAGGACACUGCAACUGUCACAAGUACAUGCCAGUUGCUAAGCCUCCAAACUCUUAUCACGCAACCACAGGAAUGCUGCAACGGUUAAAAAUGUGAAGAAAACCGGUCCUAAGCCACAUUUUACAGUGGUGUUGUAACUUUGAAUGAUCACUAAGGGAAUUGUUGUAAGUUGAGGACUACUCAUAUUGUCCCCAAAUUUGCACACAGCAGCAAAAGGCCUCGUAUGGACGCUGAGAACGGUUGUUUCUGAAUUGUGUGCUUGUGUGUGUAUGUUGGCACUCUCAACAGUUUGUCUUCCGUUUUCUGGGGCUUGUAAUGCCAAAAUCCUUGAGUGAUUUAUCAAUCAUUUCACCUUCUUAGUUUUUCCCGGAUGGUUUACGGUCAGGAGCUGGGAAGAUGAGGAGGAACUUUACUAUAAGCUGCCGAGACUUUUGCUCCCAAACGGGUUUUGAAAGAGCAGCGAAAAGAAGGGAAAUGUAUAAAAAUGGCGGCUCAAACCAGGAUGAACUGUGUUGUGUUUCAAUUGGGAAGGCAUCUGAUAUUGCUCCAACCAAGGCUUGUCUGCAGGAGGGAGACGUUAAAAAAGAAAUAAGGGGGGGUGGGGGUGUCACACAUACAGGCCA
This is a messenger RNA of Pseudonaja textilis, 3362 nucleotides long. RefSeq names its product myogenesis regulating glycosidase. Gene Ontology annotation, biological process: carbohydrate metabolic process; skeletal muscle fiber development. Lineage: Eukaryota; Metazoa; Chordata; Lepidosauria; Squamata; Elapidae. Gene Ontology annotation, molecular function: hydrolase activity, hydrolyzing O-glycosyl compounds. The record is from RefSeq and is a predicted model, not a curated record.